Molecule: messenger RNA, 2739 nt
Organism: Adineta ricciae
Lineage: Eukaryota; Metazoa; Rotifera; Eurotatoria; Adinetida; Adinetidae
Source: the annotation of a GenBank genome assembly
AUGGAAGAAAUACCGGAAUCAGAUGCCCCGAGUGAAACACGAUCGAAUCAAUUUUCAUCUCACAACUCUAGUUGUCGCAAUGGAAAACUCGUUCACAUCUUGAAAUUCAUCUUCUCUCUAUUGGUACCCAUUGUUCUUGCUAUUUUCACCAUUGUCGUUACUGUCCAGCAACAGAGCAUCGCUAAUCAACAACGAAGUGAAGAUAAACAAACUGCCAUGCAACAACGACAAUUAGAGCGGCACCUGGCCGAUGACAAAUAUCAAAACGAUAUUUUCGAGGCUUAUAUCAAAGACACAGGUGAUUUGUUGGAAGCUACUCAUGGACAUCUCACAUCGAGUUCAACCAUUGCUUCUCUAAUACGAGCCAAGACUUUGAAUGUGCUUCGCCAUCUUGAAACUCAUCGAAUCGCUCGCAUCAUUUUCUUUCUUUACGAAGCCAAUCAGCUCUCCACAGUACAUCAACAUGCAGCACUAGAUCUUUCAACAGCUGAACUUUCUCACAUCAACUUCAGUCACUUUGCUAUGCACCGAAAAACUCUUGACCAACUAUCACUUACCGGUGUCAUUUUCAAUAACGUCACGUUCACGAAUGUUCGCAUGACAAACACAAAUUUCUCUGAUACUCGUUUCGAAAACGUGGACUUUUCACAUACAGUAAUGGAUGGAAGUGACUUCUCAUUUGCUCGAUUGGUGAAUGUGACAUUUUCAUAUGCAACACUACGCAAUGUGAACUUCAGCUAUAGUGAAAUGGAAAAUGUUCAAUUUGUGUCCACUAGACUACGGAUGACUAACUUUUCAUUCACUUCUUUAAGCCAUAUUAGUUUCUCAAAUUCUUCGAUGGUAGAAGUCACAUUUUCAUCCGCCGUACUUCAUCAUCUCACCUACUCACUAGCCAAUGUACGCAAAGCAGACUUUUCAGCAACUCUAGCCACGAAUUUGUCGUUCUCAUCUACCAUCUUGACUGCGACUAAUUUUGCCAAUGCAAACCUAUCAAACACCACCUUUCAGCGAGCUCAAUGCAUCGGAGCUCAUUUCGUACAAGCCAUUCUUUCAUCCUGUGACUUAUCGGUUGCUAAUGCAAAGGCGGUCAUGUUUGUCAGAGCAGAUCUUUUCGAUGUGAACUUCACUCUCACCAAUCUUCACAAAAGUGACUUCAUGGGUAGUAAUGCAACAAUAGACAUGUUGAAGCAGGCUCUGACAGUUCACGAUGCUCGAUUCUCUAAUGGAACACUUCUGCAUGAUGUAAAUCUCAUUAGUGAUGGCAGAGCCCGAUGUCACGGCUCGUUGACUGAUCACUGGACACUAGAAAGUGGAAACAUCAGCAUUAUAAUGUGGAAUACACAUGAGAAUCACUGUUACUUUGCUUUACAAUCAUCGAACAGUACAGGUGUGAUGAUACAAAACAUUGUUUCGUCAAAGAUAUGGAAUGAGACGACAGGAAAAAGAGGGAAGCGAUUAGGGUUGGAUGGGAAUGCGAGUGUUGGCGUGUGGAUUGAAGUGAGAGGAUUGACUGAAGAAGGACAUGUAGUUGAUGAACAAGUGUUGCAUUGGAAUGAUACAAGUGUGAGUUUGUCAUUGGAUGACGCGAUGGAAAGUGUGAAAGUAAGUGUGAUUUUUAGUGGAGUAAUAAUUGGUGAUGAUGGUAAUGGUGGUGAGAUGGAGGAAAGAUGGUGUGAUGCAGUUGAAGCAUACAUGGACUAUGAUAAUGAUCUUGAAGAUUGGCAAAUUGGUGAUGAUGGUAAUGGUGGUGAGAUGGAGAAAAGAUGGUGUGAUGCGGUUGAAGCGUACAUGGAUUAUGAUAAUGAUCCUGAUGAUUUACGAGAUCUUCCAAUAAUUCCGCCCAAUAGUAAAUGGGAUAUACAUGGAGAAACAGUGUCCAAGUUUAUGCAAGCAGGUGAUUCAGUGGAUCAACUUGAUCAUCCAAUUGGUAUCUAUAUUUAUAAUCAGACCAUUCUUUAUAUCGCUGAUUAUGAACACCAUCGUAUUGUCAAGUGGGAUCUUAAUGCAAUUAGUGGACAGAUAGUAGCUGGUGAUGGUAAACCGGGAAAUGAAAAUUACCGGUUAUACCUUCCACGUAAUGUAAUCAUAGAUUCAUAUACAGACAGUCUAUUGAUCUGUGACUCGGGCAAUCAUCGCAUUAUGCAAUGGCCUCGUGUAAGUGGCUCAUAUGGAGAAAAAAUCGUCGUUAACAUUCAAUGUUGGGCAUUGGCUUUGGACGAUUACAGGUAUCUGUACAUUAUCGAUAACGAUAACAAUGUUGUGAAGCGAUACCGGUUGGAAACUUCAAAUGGUACGGUCGUAGCAGGUGGGUAUGGGCCAGGUGACAAGCUCAACCAGCUGAACAGCCCAACAGACAUAUUUAUUGACCGACAACAAUCGAUCUAUAUCUCAGAUAGUUUCAAUCAUCGCAUCGUCAAAUGGACCAAAGGGGCGAAAGAAGGAAUAGUCGUAGCUGGUGGCCAUGGCAAUGGUGCAAAUUUGGCACAACUGAAUAAUCCUCGGCAAGUGAUUGUUGAUCAGAAUGGUACGAUCUAUGUUGCUGAUCACGAAAAUCAACGAAUAAUGCGAUUUGAAGCAGGAGUAGCAGAGGGAAGUGUCAUCGUUGGAGAUAAGGGUGUCGGAAAUAAGUCAGACCAGUUUCGUUAUCCAACAGGUUUAUGUUUUGAUGGAGAUGGAAAUUUGUAUGUAGUUGACCAUGAUAACAAUCGUGUGCAAAGAUUUCGGAUUUAUUUAAAUUGA